UUAGACAAUCACGAUGACCAAAUAGAUUUACGAAGAAUUAUCCCUUUUGGAGACUUGCCGCCCGACCCUUCUAACUCAACAGUAAAAAAAAGAAAUAUUAUUAGAGCAAAGAAUUUUUUCCAGCAAAAAGUAAGUGAAGAAAACUAUUUUAGCAUUUAUCAAACAGUUUUAGACAAUUUUUAUUUUUCGCUGAUUAUCCUCGAUGAAGAGACUGAUUCAGAAAUCUUUAUGACUCUAAACACGGCAGGAGAAGACUUAACCAUCCCUGAUUUAGUAAAAAGUGCACUUACUCGUCGGAACGAUAAUCAAGCUUUUCAAGAAAGCAACUGCUACAAAAGAACAUUAGAUGACAAGAUAAAUCGCUUUUAUCGGGACAAGAUUAAAAAAGGAGACAAGGAAGAAAACGCAAAAUUUCUAGAUUUGCUGGUAAAAUAUGCUGAGGUUUAUGAAAAGAUAAUUAAUGCUGAUAAUUAUCGUUGGUGGUGGGAGCAAAACUGGUCUUUUGAAAUGUUUAAGACUGUUUUUGACCUUCUCCUCCUAUUGGAACGCAAAGAAUUAAUUUCCCAAGUUUUAGCAAUCCAUUUUCAAUUUCAGGAAAAAACACAAGAAGAAAAAUUAGCGAUCACCAAAGAACUAAAAAAGUUGGUGGUUUAUGUUUUCCGAGCCGUAAUUGUUAAAAAAGGACUUGAAGAUGCCGAUGCCCUUCGAGCCAUCCGAAUUAAUACUCUAAAAAUGAUAAAUUCUGGUCAAACUUCACUAUUUGAACAAGAAAAGUAUCCAAUUAACCUAAUCAUUAAAGAAUUUCAACAAGGUUCAAAUUUAUUCUAUCAAGCCCUUGGAGAACAACAAAACAAGAGAGACAAAGAAUUUCAAAGUUGA
Molecule: messenger RNA, 879 nt
Organism: Ambispora leptoticha
Lineage: Eukaryota; Fungi; Glomeromycota; Glomeromycetes; Archaeosporales; Ambisporaceae
Source: the annotation of a GenBank genome assembly